Messenger RNA from Papaver somniferum (opium poppy), 345 nucleotides. RefSeq names its product non-specific lipid-transfer protein A-like. Gene Ontology annotation, molecular function: lipid binding. The record is from RefSeq and is a predicted model, not a curated record. Lineage: Eukaryota; Viridiplantae; Streptophyta; Magnoliopsida; Ranunculales; Papaveraceae. Gene Ontology annotation, biological process: lipid transport. The coding region runs from base 1 to 345 and encodes 114 amino acids. The transcript has a single exon. Gene Ontology annotation, cellular component: membrane.
AUGAUGAAGGUAUAUGUUUGUGUUGUCGUGGUUCUAGCCAUGGUUCAAUUGAUGGUUCAACCAAGCCAAGCCUUUACCUGCACCGAUAUUGAUAAGUCUCUUGUGCAGUGCAUGCCAUACUUGGUUGGCAGUGCACCUCAGCCGGUUACAGCAUGUUGUGAUGGAGUUAAGCAAAUCAAAGGGAUGGCAACCACCACCGACGAAAAGCGCCAAGCUUGCAACUGUGUUAAAGAUGCAGCUAAUAAGUACCAGAACAUAAAGGAAGAUGCAGCCAGUGGACUCCCUACCAAAUGCGGUGUUCCUCUCUCUUACCCUAUCUCCAAGAACAUUGAUUGCAACACGUAA